AUGGAUGAGGUUGAGCGAGGCUUCAAAGAGAAGUACGAGGAUCUGAUGAAGACACUGAUGGAAUGCCGGAGGCAGUACCUCUCAGAGGUCGCCGAGCUUCGGGACCGCAUACGCAACGCCACACUGAGCCCCUCCAUGCAGGCUGCGCUGGCGGAAGUCUCGGACGAAGGCGAUGGCGGUGAUCACGGUAUCUACCGAUUUCAGCCUGAGAUAGCCCUCGACGAGAAGACCCGAGAGUACUUCAAGGCAGCAAUGCAAGAGAACAUGAAGAUCGCUCUGACGAAGGGCGCCGCGGCCGCUGGUGAGACGAUACAGCUACUCAUGGCCCAGCUGAACGAUGCCCAAAGCGAGCUGGAGAAGCUCAGAGAGCAGCUUGAAGCUGCUCUGCUGCAGGCGCAGCUCAGUGAGGGCAUGGAAAAGCGACCGCCGCCGCCGAGGAAGGUGUCUGUGGUGGACACGUCCUCCCAGGAGCAAGCAAAGAAACUCCAGGCAGAGUUAGACGCCCUGCGCUCCGAGUUCGAAGCCGCGAAGCAGGACUCCGAGAGGCAUCGUGGCAUCCUCCAGGUGUUCGGCCUCGAUGCCAAUGCUUCCCUUGACGAUGCCAGGAAGCUCUGGGACUCCCUGAACACACCGGUGGACGACUGGUCUGAGGAGGUGCAGAAGCUACGCGAGAAGAACAAGACCCUGCGGCAACAGUCGAAGACGCUGGAGGAGGAGCUAGCAGAGUUGAAGAAGAAGAACCACGAGGAACUCUGCCGGAAGCUCCAAGGCCAAGUCACCGACCUGCAAGCAGAGGUCGAGAAACUCAAGCAGCAGCUGGCCACCAAGAACAUCCCAUCGAAGGGCGAUGAGAAAGAGGACAUGGAAGCGCUGAAGAGGCAGCUGGCAUUGUUGAAGAAGCAGGUCGAAUCCCAGGGCAAGGGCGACGCCAUGAAGGACCUGAUGAAGCAGAACGAAGCGCUGGAGUCGGAGCUCGCGAAGCUGAAGCAGCAGCUGUCGGAGAAGGUGGCGGAGGUCCAGGAGACAACCAAGGCAGCGGAGACGGCGAGGAGGCAGUCUACGGACCUCAUGAGCCAGAUGGAGCUCAUGCGAAAGGAGCUCGAGCGAGCCAAGAAGGACCUGGCCGAGGAGCGCCGUCGCAGCGCGCAACUACAGGCGGAAUUGGAUCCUGAGGGCGAAGGGCGAUCUUCCGGGGACAGCCCGGAGCUAUCGCAGGCGAACAUGCGAGUAAGGAAGCUGGAGCAGACGCUCAAGAGCGUUCGUGAGGAGAACGAGCAGCUCAAGAAGGAGAACGGCGUCCUGAAGGAGCAGCUGGAGGAGGCCAAGAUCAUGCGCAAAGCCCUGGAGCAGGCCAUGGAGGAGCUGAAGAGGAAGUUCGAGGAUUUCAAGAGGCGGUUGCAGGAGAAGGGCGUGGAUGUCAGCAUUCUUGACGAAGCCCUGGCAGAAGCGGGCAUGCCGCUCCACCCCAUGAGUGUCUUCGACCGACUCUACAAGGAUGCCAUUCGCAGGCAGCAUCGCUCGCAGGAGAAGUGGGUGGUCGACAUGCGCAACGCGCAGCAAGAGACCUGGGAGCGCAUCCUCGGAAUCUACGACGGCCCGCCCCUGACCAAGGAGCAGGUGAAUGCCUUGGUGGAGAACGGGCUCAUUGACAUCAGGAUGUUCGGCAUGGAGCGCAAGGAGGCCAAGGAGACCAAGGAGUCCAGCGAGCCGGCCCCGCCGGCCCGCAUGAUCUGUCCCCGCUGCGGCUCCAUGAUGAGGGCCACAACGCCGGACAGCGCCCCCGCCGCGCCUCCGCGACCACACACGCACGGCGCGAGCCUGACGGAGCGCUCGAAGCCCAAGCUCGAGCGUGUCCGCACCUGGGCCGGCAGCGUGACAUCGCUGCGCGCUGCAGGAGCGGUGGCUGUUCCCCAAGGUGCUUUGACCUACACAAAUGCCGAGGCCUUUGCUCGGAAGGAGCUUUACUUGGACAUUGUGGGCUUCCAUCCGGUGUCACCAGUUCACGAGAGGAGGACCUUCGCCAUUGUGAGCGAGGCGGACCAGUAUCGGAAGCACUGCCGGCUACAACGCUUCGGAGAGCCACAUCCGCUGGACUUGCCCUUGCCGUCCCCGACCUCAUCGCUUAGCCCAAAGGCGAAGGAAAGCUUCCCAGUGUCCACGUCCAAGUCGGAGCCUGGGUCCUCUCUGGAGGCUCCACCAGUGUCGCUCGCAUCGCCCGCAUCGCCUGCGUCGCCGAGCAGCCAGGCGCCUCUAGAGUGCUUCAGCUUGGCGCCAACGGCUUCGGCAGAUCUUGAGCCGCCGCCAACGAUGACAAUAGACUCUGCCAGCGCCAUGACGCUCGACCUGCGGGAAACGCAGGUCAAGUCGCCGCCGCCGAUGCUCUCGGAGCCCAUCGCGCCGCCGCUGCAGCAGCGCCGCAUCUCGGCCCGCGACGCGAAGAUUGUGGACGGAGGUUCGAAGCCUUUGCUCACGGCGGUCCUGCGACUGACAGGGGCUUUGUUCGAGGAGGAGCGGCGGUGGAAGGCGGUGAGCCUCUGCUUGGCGCUCUUUUGCUUGCUGCUUGGAGAAGCGGCCACCGCCCGGCGCUAUGCAGAGGUGCACGGAAACCUCAUGACGGCCCUGCAGAAGCGGAAGACCACGGCCUUCCGCUUCGGCCUUUGGAAAGUCGGCAAGGUCCUCCUGACCAUCAGCCCAAUCGUGGCGCUGCGAGAGUACGCUGCAGGUCUGCUGGAGCUCACAUGGCGCGAGUCGCUCACGAGGCGCCUAGUUGGCCGAUACCUCUCAGAUGGCACAGCCUCUAAACGUCAGUCCUUCUACAGCCUCACACUGACUGGUGAGAUUGACAAUCCGGAUCAGCGGAUAUGCCAAGAUGUGGGAAGCUUUGUGCACACCGCCGUGUCCUUGUCACAAGACUUGGUAAGGACAUUCCUGAGCGUCCUGGCCUUUGCACCCACUCUGUAUGCCAUAUCUCCAACUGCAUGCUUCGGGGGCAUGGCAUAUGCAAUCCUGGGGACCCUCAUAGCCACACAGGGCUUCGGUGCUUGGCUAGGGCAGUACCAGAUGAGAUGCGUGCAACAGGAAGCUGGUCUUCGAUACAAGCUGAUCCGAGUGCGGGAGAACGCGGAAUCUAUUGCAUUCUUUGAGGGUGGAGAGGCCGAACUUUCAAAGUUUAACGCGGCAUUCACCACCUUGCUUGACACAGCGUACCAGCGUGUUCUGGUCGCCGUUGGCUACGGCAUGUUGAAUCGCAACUUUCAGUGGGCUACCUUUGUGGUAACGCCUGUGCUGGUCGGACCCGCGUAUUUGAAGGGAAAGGUCGAGUUCGGUGUCAUUGCGCAGACGAGCAUGGCCUUCAACACCAUUCUCAAUGCUAUGACGCUGGUUAUGCAUCGACUGGAGGCGCUCAGCGACGUGUCCGUGUGUGUCCAACGGUUGCAUGACUUGGAUUUGGCCCUUCAGCACUGCAUGGCCGAGCGUGCUGCAUGCAAGCGGCCGGGAGUGCGAGGGCAGGAGUGCAUCAACUCGACCGAGGCCGAUGCGGAUUCCGUGCGAGUGUGCUUCCGAAGUGUGACGCUGAAGACGCCGCUGCGGGCAGAUGUGACGCCACGGGUCCUUUUUGGCCGUUUGAGCUUUGAGCUAUUGGAUGGGCAGUCGCUCCUGGUGACGGGCGAGAGUGGCAUUGGCAAGAGCUCUCUGCUCCGCGCCGCGGCUGGGCUCUGGACGAAUGGCUCAGGAACCAUACAGCUUUGCGACAGGCGGCACGUCUUCUUCAUGCCGCAGAAGCCCUACAUGUUCUUGGGCUCCUUGCGCAGCCAACUCCUGUAUCCGCGCAUCGACGAUCGCGUAGUCAGCGACAGCGAACUCGAGGAGGUUUUGCGGCGCGUUCGCCUCGGUGAUUUGCUCGAUCGGCACGACCUUGGCGACACCAGAGAUUGGACCAGUAUCUUGUCCUUGGGACAGCAGCAGCGCAUCAACUUCGCUCGUCUGUUGCUUAGGCCGCAGUCCCAGCUGGCUCUCAUGGACGAAUGCACUUCGGCCUGCGAUGUGCAGAGCGAGUCCCACCUCUACGAGCACCUGCAGAAGCAACUUCGGAGCUACGUGUCUGUGGGUCACCGGCCAGCACUGCGGAAGUUCCACAGCCACGUGCUGUGGCUCCGUCGUGGGGAGGGCCAUCUAAAGCAGCCCCGCACAGAGGGCAUCUUCCUGCCGAUGUCAGAGUUCGAGCGCAGCGCUCCCUGA
This is a messenger RNA of Symbiodinium natans, 4239 nucleotides long. The record is from the annotation of a GenBank genome assembly. NCBI's taxonomy places the organism in Eukaryota, Dinophyceae, Suessiales, Symbiodiniaceae.